This is a messenger RNA of Amphimedon queenslandica, 7212 nucleotides long. Its product is annotated as fibrillin-1-like. Bases 1 to 7212 code for a protein of 2403 amino acids. The transcript has 46 exons. The record is from RefSeq and is a predicted model, not a curated record. Lineage: Eukaryota; Metazoa; Porifera; Demospongiae; Haplosclerida; Niphatidae. Gene Ontology annotation, molecular function: calcium ion binding.
AUGAUGAGGCUUGCUGUUAUUGUAUUGACAAUAUUGUCAAUCACAAGUAUUGAUCCAGUUAAAUCUCAAACAUGUAUAUGCCCAUCUACUACUAUCAUAACUACCUGUAUUAGCAUCAGUGAUUCCUCCACUGUCAGUACAACAAGUCUUACCCCCUCCAGUACCCCUUCCAGUACCACUCCUACCCCCUCCAGUAUCCCUUCUAGUACCACUCCUACCCCCUCCAGUACCCCUUCCAGUACCACUCCUACCCCCUCCAGUACCCCUUCCAGUACCACUCCUACCCCCUCCAGUACCCCUUCCAGUACCACUCCUACCCCCUCCAGUACCCCUUCCAGUACCACUCCUACCCCCUCCAGUACCCCUUCCAGUACCACUCUUACCCCCUCCAUUACCCCUUCCAGUACGACUCUUACUCCCUCCAGUACCCCUUCCAGUACCACUCUUACCUCCUCCAUUACCCCUUCCAGUACCACUCUUACCCCCUCCAUUACCCCCUCAAGUACCACUCUCACCCUCUCCGUCAGUACCACAACUCUUACCCCCGCUCCCACCAUUAUCAAUACAGAUGAAUGUUUGCAUGAAAAUGGCUAUUGUGAACACAUAUGUACUGAUACAGAUUAUUCUUAUAACUGUUCUUGUUUUAUGGGAUAUGAAAUAAAUAGGACAAGAUUUUGCUCAGAUAUUGAUGAGUGCAUGAAGAAUAUAUCAAACUGUAAUCAACAAUGCAGCAACACACUUGGUAGCUACGCAUGCUAUUGUUACAGUGGGUAUGAACUGGAUAGUGAUGAUCACACAUGUAUUGAUAUUGAUGAGUGUGCUAUUGAUAAUGGAGAAUGUGAACAAAAUUGUCACAACACAAGUGGUAGCUACUAUUGUACUUGUGAAGACGGCUAUACAAUGGAUGACAACAGAAAAAACUGUUCAGACAUUAAUGAGUGUGAUGAUAACAUAUGUGAACAUGAGUGCAGUAACACAAUACCUUUCUAUGACUGCUUUUGCAAUAAUGGCUACAGAUCUUAUGAUAUCAAUUUUUGCAAAGAUAUUGAUGAGUGCAUUGAAGGCAUAUCAGGCUGCAAUCAACUUUGUUCUAAUACUCUUGGUAGCUAUGAAUGUAGCUGUGAGAGAGGGUAUCUACUAGAACCUGAUAAUCAUACUUGUACUGAUAUUGAUGAAUGUGUCAAUAAUAAUGGAGGAUGUGAGCAGUCCUGUAUUAAUACCAAUGGUAGUUAUUAUUGCACUUGUGAUAUUGGUUAUGUUCUGAAUGAUGAUCGUCAUCAAUGUGAUGAUGUAGAUGAAUGUUUUUUGGGUAUUGAUGCAUGUAAUCAUAAUUGUGUCAAUACUAAUGGAUCAUACUACUGCAAUUGCUAUACAGGAUAUCAACCUAGCGCUAAUCAAAAAUAUUGCAUUGAUAUCAAUGAAUGUGUAGAAAACAUAUCAAAAUGUAAUCAACUAUGUUCUAACACUGAAGGCAGCUACAUAUGUUUUUGCCAAGCAGGAUAUAAAUUAGACAAUGAUAAUCACACGUGUAUUGAUAUUGAUGAGUGUGCUGUUGAUAAUGGAGAAUGUGAACAAACUUGUCACAACACAAAUGGUAGCUACUAUUGCACUUGCAAAGAUGGUUACACAAUGGAUGACAACAGGAAAAACUGUUCAGAUAUUAAUGAGUGUAAUGACAAUAUAUGUGAACAUAGCUGUUUUAACAAAAUACCUUUUUAUGAAUGCUUCUGCAAUAACGGUUAUAAAUCACAUGAUUUCAAUUUUUGUGAAGAUAUUAAUGAAUGUACUGAGGGCAUUUCAAACUGUGAUCAACUUUGUUCCAAUACUCUUGGUAGCUAUGAAUGUAGUUGUGAAAGAGGAUAUGAACUAGAAACUGAUAAUCAUACUUGUACUGAUAUUGAUGAGUGUGUCAUUGAUAAUGGAGGAUGUGAGCAGUCCUGUAUAAAUACCAAUGGCAGUUAUUAUUGCACUUGUGAUUAUGGAUUUGUAUUGAAUGAUGAUCGUCUUUUUUGUGACGAUGUGGAUGAAUGUGCUCUUGGUAGUCAUGCAUGUAAUCAUGACUGUGUCAAUACUAAUGGAUCAUACUUUUGCAGUUGCUAUGCAGGAUACCAGGCUACUAAUAACCAAAAAUAUUGUAUAGAUACUAAUGAAUGUGCUAUUGAUAAUGGAGGCUGUGAUCAGUUGUGUACCAAUACUCAAGGAAGCUAUUGGUGCUCUUGUAACUCUGGCUAUGUUUUGAAUGCUACAGAUGGUCGCACAUGCAAUGAUAUCAAUGAAUGUACUGAUGGUACAGCCUUUUGUGAAGAUAAGUGCUUCAACACUGAUGGAAGUUAUGUAUGUGAUUGUAAACCUGGUUAUCAGUUACAAAUGAAUAAUAUUUCAUGCUCUGAUAUUGAUGAAUGCAAUGAUAAUAAUGGUGGCUGUGAUCAUGAGUGCAUCAAUCAAGAGGGUUCUUACAUAUGCAUUUGCAAUACUGGAUUUACAAUUGAAGAAGAUGGACAGGGGUGUUCAGAUAACUCAAGAAAUUGUAUAGGAAAUCCAAGAGCUUGUGAACACAAUUGUCACAAUUAUAACAACUCUUUUUAUUGUUCUUGUUAUUCUGGAUACAAACUAAAUAGCAACGAAUGGACUUGUGAUAAUGUUAAUGAAUGUGAGGAAGGACUUCACAGAUGUAAUCAAAAGUGUCAUGACUUAACUGGUGCAUAUGAAUGUUCGUGUAAUGAUGGAUAUCAACUGACAACUGACAACUAUACUUGCUACGAUAUCAAUGAGUGCUUAGACAAUAAUGGAGGUUGUGAAGAUAUUUGCAAUAAUACACUGGGAAGUUAUAAAUGUAUAUGUGAAGUACCUGGCUAUGCAUUAAGCAGCAACAAUCAUAAUUGCUCAGAUAUUAAUGAGUGCAAGAAGGGAAUAUCAGGUUGUUCACAUGAUUGUGACAAUACAGAAGGAAGUUACUUAUGCAGUUGUCCAACAGGAUAUCUACUAGAACCUGAUAAUCAUACUUGUACUGAUAUUAAUGAAUGUAUCAUUAAUAAUGGAGGAUGUGAAGAAACAUGUAAUAACACUAAUGGCAGUUACAGUUGUUCCUGUCAGACUGGCUAUACAGUUGAUGAAAGUGGUCAUAAUUGUACAGAUAUCAAUGAAUGUAGUUCAAAUAAUGGAGACUGCGAUCAAAUUUGUACUAAUCUUGAAGGAACUCAUAACUGUUCUUGUAUGUCUGGUUAUAUCAUGGCAGCUAAUGGAACAUCAUGCAUUGAUAUUAAUGAGUGUGAUGAUAAUAAUGGAGGCUGUUCUCAAAUAUGCUCAAACACUGAUGGGAGCUUUGAGUGUGAUUGCAAUGAUGGGUAUGACUUUAUCAAAAAUAGUACCACUGAUUGUACAGAUAUUGAUGAGUGCCUUGUUAAUAAUGGUGGCUGUCAAAAGAUAUGUACUAAUACAAAUGGAAGUUUCAAUUGUUCUUGUCCAUCAGGCUACAGUGGCAAUGUUUUUUGUUCAGACAUAGAUGAAUGUCAAUUGAGAAUUUCAGGAUGUGAUCAGUCUUGUAUUAAUACUGUUGGUAGUUACUACUGUGAAUGUGAAUCAGGAUACACUUUGAGCAAUGACAGUCAUUCCUGUUUUGAUAACGACGAAUGUGUAAUGAGAAGUUCUAAUAAUUGUGAUCAAGUCUGUAUCAAUUAUCCUGGAUCAUAUAAUUGUUCAUGUAUUACUGGGUAUUCUCUUAAAUCAAAUGGAAUUUCUUGCAAAGAAAUUAACGAGUGCCUGGAACAAAUAUCAGGCUGUUCUCAUGAUUGUGAAAAUACUGAAGGAAGUUACUUGUGCAGUUGUCCAACUGGAUAUCUACUAGAAUCUGAUAAUCAUAUUUGCACUGAUAUUAAUGAAUGUAUCAUUGAUAAUGGAGGAUGUGAAGAAACAUGUGAUAAUACUAAUGGCAGUUACACUUGUUCCUGUGAGACUGGCUAUACAGUUGAUGAAAGUGGUCAUAAUUGUACAGAUAUAGAUGAAUGUAGUUCAAAUAAUGGAGACUGUGAACAGAUUUGUACUAAUCUUGAAGGAACUCAUAACUGUUCUUGUAGCUCUGGUUAUUUAAUGGCAGCUGAUGGAAUGUCAUGCAUUGAUAUUGAUGAGUGUAGUUCAAAUAAUGGAGACUGUGAUCAGAUUUGUACUAAUCUUGAAGGAACUCAUAACUGUUCUUGUAGCUCUGGUUAUUUAAUGGCAGCUGAUGGAAUGUCAUGCAUUGAUAUUGAUGAGUGUGAUGAUAAUAAUGGAGGCUGUUCUCAAAUAUGCUCCAACACUGAUGGAAGCUUUGAGUGUGAAUGCCAUCAUAGAUAUCGCUUUAUUGACAAUAGUACCACAGAUUGUAUAGAUAUUGAUGAAUGCCUUGUUAAUAAUGGUGGCUGUCAAAAAAUAUGUACUAACACAAUUGGAAGUUUCAGUUGUUCUUGUCCAUCAGGAUACAGUGGCAAUGUUUUCUGUUCAGAUAUAGACGAAUGCCAAUUGGGCAUUUCAGGAUGUGAUCAGUCUUGUAUUAAUACUGUUGGUAGUUACUACUGUGAAUGUGAAUCAGGAUACACUUUGACCAAUGACAGUCAUUCCUGUAUAGAUAAUGAUGAAUGUGUAAUGGGAACUAAUAUCUGUGAUCAAGUCUGUAUCAAUAAUCCUGGCUCAUAUAAUUGUUCUUGUCAUACUGGUUAUUCACUCAAAGCAAAUGGGAUUUCUUGUAUAGAUAAUCAUGAGUGUCAGAUUAAUCCUAAUAUUUGUGAACAAAGUUGCAUUAACACUGAUGGCUCAUUUUAUUGUGAAUGUUACUCUGGAUAUAGAUUGGAUACUCAAACUAAUAAUACUUGUUCUGAUAUUGAUGAAUGUAUUGAAGGAACAUCAGGAUGUGAUCAGAUAUGCAACAACACUGUUGGUAGUUAUAACUGCAGUUGUUUGACUGGGUAUCAGUUAAACAGUGAUGAUCAUAAUUGUGAUGAUGUUAAUGAAUGUACCAUCAGCAAUGGAGGAUGUGAACAGAUAUGUGUAAACACUAAUGGUGGGCAUUACUGUAUGUGUCAAGAAGGAUAUUCAUUUAAUAAUAGUGACACCAACUGUACAGAUAAUAAUGAAUGUAUUGAAGACAAUGGUGGCUGUGAUCAUACCUGUACCAAUACUGUUGGUUCAUAUAUUUGUAGCUGUGACACUGGAUAUAGUCUGAGUACUGAUGAACACAACUGCACUGAUAUAAAUGAGUGUGAUUCCAGUAACGGAGAUUGUGAUCAGAUAUGUAACAAUAUUCCUGGUAGUCAUUACUGUAAUUGCAAAGUAGGUUAUGUACUGCAUUCAAAUGGAAGUACUUGCAUAGAUAUUGAUGAAUGUAUAGACAGUGAUUGUGAGCAAAUAUGUAAUAAUACGGUUGGCAGCUACUCAUGUUCAUGUAAUAAUAGUUAUUUUUUGAAUAGUGAUGGAAGGAACUGCUCAGAUAUCAAUGAAUGUAUGAGUAACAAUGGAGGGUGUCAGCAUAUUUGUGUGAAUUAUGUACCAUUAUUUCAAUGCUCAUGCUAUGAUGGUUACAGGUUACAAAAUGAUCAAUUCUGUUCAGAUAUUGAUGAGUGCCUUGAACAAACAUCAGGCUGUUCUCAUGAUUGUGAAAAUACUGAAGGAAGUUACUUGUGCAUUUGUCCAACUGGAUAUCUACUAGAACCUGAUAACCAUACUUGUACUGAUAUUAAUGAAUGUGUCAUUAAUAAUGGAGGAUGUGAAGAAACAUGUGAUAAUACUAAUGGCAGUUACACUUGUUCCUGUCAGACUGGCUAUACAGUUGAUGAUAGUGGUCAUAAUUGUACAGAUAUUGAUGAAUGUAGUUCAAAUAAUGGAGACUGUGAUCAGAUUUGUACUAAUCUUGAAGGAACUCAUAACUGUUCUUGUAUGUCUGGUUAUAUCAUGGCAGCUAAUGGAACAUCAUGCAUUGAUAUCAUUGAGUGUAUUGAUAAUAAUGGAGGCUGUUCUCAAAUAUGCUCAAACACUGAUGGAAGCUUUGAGUGUGAAUGCUAUAAUGGAUAUGACUUUAUUGAAAAUAGUACCACAGAUUGUAUAGAUAUUAAUGAAUGCCUUGUUAAUAAUGGUGGCUGUCAACAAAUUUGUACUAAUACAAAUGGAAGCCAUUAUUGUUCUUGUAUAUCAGGAUACAGUGGCAAUGUUUUUUGUGUUGAUAUUGAUCCAUGUGAAUUGGGCAUUUCAGGAUGUAAUCAGACUUGUAUUAAUACUGUUGGUAGCUACUACUGUCAAUGUGAAUCAGGAUACACUUUGAACAAUGACAGUCAUUCCUGUUUAGAUAAUGAUGAAUGUGUAAUGGAAAUUGAUAUCUGUGAUCAAGUCUGUAUCAAUAAUCCUGGCUCAUAUCAUUGUUCAUGUAAUACUGGUUAUUCACUCAAAUCAAAUGGGAUUUCUUGUAUAGAUGAAGAUGAGUGUCAUAUUAAUCCUAAUAUUUGUGAUCAAACUUGCAUGAACACUGAUGGUUCAUUUUAUUGUGAAUGUUACUCUGGAUAUAGAUUGGAUACUCAUACUAAUAAUACUUGUUCUGAUAUUGAUGAAUGUAUUGAAGGAACAUCAGGAUGUGAUCAGAUAUGCAACAACACUGUUGGUAGUUACAACUGCAGUUGUAUGACUGGGUAUCAGUUAAACAGUGAUGAUCAUAAUUGUGAUGAUGUUAAUGAAUGUACCAUCAACAAUGGAGGAUGUCAACAGACAUGUAUAAACACUAUUGGUAGUCAUUACUGUUUGUGCCAGGAAGGAUAUUCAUUAAAUAAUAGUGACACAAACUGUACAGAUAAUAAUGAAUGUAUUGAAAACAAUGGUGGCUGUGAUCACACCUGUACCAAUACUGUUGGUUCAUACAUUUGUAGCUGUGACACUGGAUAUAGCCUGAGUACUGAUGAACACAACUGCACUGAUAUAAAUGAGUGUGAUUCCAGUAAUGGCGGUUGUGAUCAGAUAUGUAACAAUGUUCCUGGUAGUCAUUACUGUAGUUGUAAAGUUGGUUACAUACUGCAUUCAAAUGGAAGCACUUGCGUAGAUAUUGAUGAAUGUAUAGACAGUGAUUGUGAGCAAAUAUGUAAUAAUACUAUUGGCAGCUACAGAUGUUCUUGUAAUAAUGGAUAUUUUUUGAAUAGUGAUGGAAGGAGGUGCUCAGGUAUGAUUACUACAAUUUUUAAUAUGUUUUUCUGGCAAGAAUAG